Messenger RNA from Scophthalmus maximus (turbot), 3360 nucleotides. RefSeq names its product autophagy related 4C, cysteine peptidase (gene atg4c). Gene Ontology annotation, molecular function: protein-phosphatidylethanolamide deconjugating activity. The transcript is spliced from 11 exons. The coding region runs from base 449 to 1897 and encodes 482 amino acids. Lineage: Eukaryota; Metazoa; Chordata; Actinopteri; Pleuronectiformes; Scophthalmidae. The record is from RefSeq and is a predicted model, not a curated record.
GAUGCGGUAUAGAGCUGUCACAAGGGCGCUUGUUUUGUGGCAAGAAAUAAUGUGAGCAAGCGGAGUUGUCGUCGAUUGCUGUGGAAAGAAACGCCUUAAGCUCCGCCCGCUCUGACUACCCUGCCUUUAAAAUCGAGCUAUCGGAGACAUUCCCCUGCUUGCCCCGCCCUUUCCUCUCCUCGGGGGUCCGCCGGCGGAAACACCGGCGAGAUCAGCUGACUUGACUCUUCCGCUUCCUCAAAGUGUAAACACUGGCAGUCAGUCGCCGGGCUUUUUUCACGUUGCGGCUGUCAUGGCUUUUGUAAUAACACAGUAAUGUGUGUGUGACUGUGUGUGUGUGUGCGUGCGCGUGAGACACACAAUGUGACAAGUGAACAAAGGCUGGACCGAAGAAGCUCACAGUGUGUGUGUGCUGUGUGGGAAUGGGUCCCAUUCCUUGCUGGUCCAGAUGGAGAAUAAAGGGAGCGACGAGGUGGAAAAAUUGAAGACAAAGUUCUUGUCAGCGUGGCACAAUGUGAAGUACAGUUGGGCUCUGAAAUCAAAGACCUCAUUCAGUAGAAAUUCCCCAGUGCUUCUUCUGGGAAAAUGUUACCAUUUUAAGGCUGAAGAUGACGACAGUCCCACAGAAGCCUGCUAUGAAGCCUCGGACGAGGACUUUGUCAUGGGGGACGCGGAGGCUUUCCGGAAGGACUUUGCGUCCCGAGUGUGGCUGACCUACCGGGAGGAGUUCCCUCCCUUGCCCGGCUCCACCCUGACCUCUGACUGUGGCUGGGGCUGCAUGCUGAGGGCCGGACAGAUGAUGCUGGCUCAGGCACUAGUCCUGCAUUUCUUGGGCAGAGAUUGGACCUGGUCGGAGGCACUGGCGCUCCAGCCUUUAGACGCAGAGACGUGGACCACCACUGCAGCAAAACGCCUGGUCGCCUCCCUGGAGGCUUCACUGCAGGGCCCCCACAGGCCCACUGAUCCUGGAUUACCAACCGUACCUCAAGCCCAGGCCCCGGGAUCCGCGGAGGAGGCGGAUGCACACCUGAAAGAUAUGUACCACCGCACGCUGGUGUCCUGGUUCGGCGACAGCCCCUCGGCUCACCUGGGCCUCCACAGGCUGGUCCGCUCGGGCCUGACGUUUGGGAGACAGGCAGGGGACUGGUAUGGACCUGCUGUGGUGGCACACAUCCUCAAGAAAGCUGUCGAGGAGGCGAUGGACCCUGGCUUGGCGGGUAUAACUGCCUACGUUUCCCAGGACUGCACAGUGUACAGUGCAGAUGUCGUCGAGAGCCACAGGGCACCGACAGCAGGGCAGACCUCUGCUGAGCGACCAGGCGCCCCUCCUCCGCCGCGGAACAACCAACCGGCGGCGGCCUCCACCCUGCCAGACGGCCGAGCGGUCAUCAUCCUCAUCCCCGUCAGGCUAGGGGGGGAGAAGACAAACCCCGAGUAUUUUGACUUUGCGAAGAACAUACUGAGCCUGGAGUACUGCAUAGGCAUCAUCGGAGGGAAGCCCAAACAGGCCUGCUACAUUGUAGGAUUCCAAGAUGACAGCUUGAUUUACAUGGACCCUCAUUACUGUCAGUCUUUUGUGGAUGUCAGCACCAGCGAUUUCCCUCUCCAGUCAUAUCACUGCCCCUCGCCAAAGAAGAUGCCUUUCAGCAAGAUGGACCCGAGCUGCACCAUAGGGUUCUACUCUAGAAGCAUCCAAGACUAUGAGAGAAUCAGCCAAGAGCUGUCCAAGGUCCUGCAGCCGUCGGCGAAGGAGAAAUACCCGGCGUUCACUUUCGUGCAAGGUCAUGGCAGAGAUUACGACCUGUCAGGGGGCCUGACCCCGGAGAAGAGAGAGUGGCCCUUCAUCCGUGACCCGAGGAGGACGGUCGCCACCGCCGGGGACUUUGUGCUGCUUUGACAGCGCUGUUUUAAAAAGACUCCCGACAGGGAAGCUCCAAACUGCUCGGUAUCCAGAGCCUCCUGUUCCCAGACUGUUGUGGCACUGCAGCGUUUUUUCAACUCUUUUUAAAAACUUAAAGUGAUUCAGUUUGGUGAUUCAUCCUGGGAAACUUUGUUGCCGAGCAAAUUGCAGGCAAAACUGCCGUUAACGGGUUGCCCGGCAAUGUGAGCGUGCAGAGUCAUUGGUCUGGAAGCCUCCAGACGUUGUUGGUGCUCUUCUGAAUUUAACGACCUCACAUGUUUGUCUACUCAUUUAGGAAAAAGUGGCAUUUAGCGGGAACGGCGUUCGUCCAGAGAGCGACUUUGUGAACACAACCAGAUUUGGUGGCGGACUGUUUUGCACCUGACAUCCUGUUGAAGUCUCACAGGGAUUUGCAUGUAAUGAUCACGAGGUCCAGUUCAACACUCACCCCAUUAACAUGCUUUGUGAUUUCAUAGUGUCAUAGAGUGGUAGUGACUUUGACUGUACUCAGUGUUGGCUCACUUUUUAGAAGGACAUGAAAGACUACACCUUUAGUAUUUAGACAGAGUUUCUCAGUUAGCGGCGGCCUGACGUUUAGUUUAAGCCUGAACGAAUAUCGAAUAAGUCACUUUUACGAACUUCUCUGGUAGAAACACUUGAGCCAAACAAGAUGAUUUUUUUUUCACCUCAACGACACAAGCACGUGCUUUUAAAGGGCACUCUGAAUUUUCCAACAUUUCUUUUUAUUCACACUCAUCCCGUCUCUUAGCAUUUCUAUACGUAAUUCUUUGUGUCUUUUAAUAUUAUUGUGCGCUUGUCUAUGUUGUGUCGGUUUGGACCGAGUCGCGCAAUUUGUCAAAGAGGUAAUUGUGUUUUCGUGUGAGCACUGUCUGUUCUUGAUUAACCUUUACAAGAGGAUGUUUUAGUAUGUACGGCAUAUACAGUUUAUCUAACACCAAUUUAAAACAAAGCUUAUGUGAGAGAAGUUAAAAAAAACGAAAUCUAAUUCAGGGAAUUUCAGUACAGAUAGAAAUACUAUAUCAAUCAUCAAAUAAUUGAUAUUAUGUCUAUGUCGUGUGCAACUGAAACAAUUUGGCUGAUCAUUUCAAAGCAACACUUCAUUUUGUGUUUCUUCCUAUUUAGCAAAACUUUUUUUCAAACCCAAUUUUCUAGCAGUGAGUGACGAAAAGUUCUAUUGCAGUUUUGACAAAACACUUUGACAAUAACUAUACUUUGAUAAAGAAGAAGUGAAGAGGCACACUGGACUACAUGAUGCCCAUAACCCAUGCACAUAAAAAUUAAACAUUUCAAACUUUUUCAUCUGGUGUAUUGUGCUCUCCGGCAUCACAACACCUGCGUGUCUUUUCUUUAAGUCAACUUGCAAAAAAAUGAAUUAAUAAUGUCAUUUUUUUUCCGUGCUGCUGGUGGGAAAAAAACUGAAUAAAGGAAAGAACCUUUGA